AUGGCCAGUCGAACCCUCAGACGCCUUGCCUCCACCACUACGUCGACGUUCACGGCAGCGGUAGCAUCUUCCAAGACGCACUUCCAUAAACCGAUCCCGGCAUAUUUGCUCCCACAGGGCUACACGGUCUCAGCGACCCAUGGAGGAGUCAAGAAACAAGCUGGCGAACUCGAUGUUGGUGUGCUGCUCAGCACGUCUACACGACCAACAAGUGCAGCGGCCGUUUUCACUGCGAACACAUUCCGUGCUGCGCCCGUUCUGGUCAGCGAUGAAGUGUUGGGGCAUACUGCUGGCCGAGCGCGCGCUCUGGUGAUGAACGCGGGCAACGCGAACGCUGCAACGGGUGCUCAAGGAAUGAAGGAUGCAUGGGCGAUGUCCAACGCGGCGCAUAAACUACUCCCCUCCCCAGCACCCAAAUCAGAAGCACUGGUCAUGUCUACGGGCGUGAUUGGCAAGAAGCUGCCGAUUUCCAGCAUCCUUGCUGGUAUCAGCGCAUCGCCAUCAACGGCCGGAAGCAGCCCCGAACACUGGCACGCUCUUGCACGCGCAUUCAUGACGACGGACACCUUUCCCAAAAUACGUGCUACAACGUUCAAUGUAGACGGGCACACCUUCCGUCUGGCGGGCAUCUCCAAAGGCGCUGGCAUGAUCAGCCCCAAACUUGUUUCCUCGGGGCCGCCACACGCCACGCUACUGUGCAUGCUUGCGACCGACGCCCCCGUUUCGCCCGCAGGUUUGCAAGCGGCCCUUGCACGCGCGAGUGAUCGUUCAUUUCACUGCAUCUCCGUCGACGGAGACAUGAGUACGAACGACACCGUCGCGGUCUUCGCAAACGGAGCUGCCGCACCUGAUGACAUGCCUGAGAUCACGCCUGAAAGUGGUGCACCAUUCGGGGUGUUCAGCGCUGCGCUCACCGGCGUGAUGCAGGAGCUCGCACAGCUCAUUGCGCGGGAUGGCGAAGGUGCAACCAAGUUCAUCACGCUUUCCGUCGAGGGUGGCGCGACGUACGCCGACGCGCAAGCGGUUGCAUCAAGCGUAGCCCGGAGUCCACUCGUUAAAACUGCGCUUUACAGCGAAGAUGCCAACUGGGGUCGUGUACUGGCUGCCGUCGGUGCCAUCCCUCUCAGCAAAAAGCUUGAUCCCGCGCGCGUGUCCAUCACCUUCGUGCCAGCGAAUGGAUCGGCACCUAUGCCGGUAUCAACAAAUGGGGAACCGGUAGACUUCGACGAGGCCCGCGCGAAGGAGAUCUUGAGUGAGGACGAAUUCGAGAUCAAGAUUGGACUCAGUGCAGGCAGCGAGAACGCUAAGUUCUGGACAUGCGACUACAGUUAUGAGUAUGUCCGAAUCAACGGAGCCUACCGUAGCUAA
Peniophora sp. CBMAI 1063 is the source of this 1368-nucleotide messenger RNA. NCBI's taxonomy places the organism in Eukaryota, Fungi, Basidiomycota, Agaricomycetes, Russulales, Peniophoraceae. The record is from the annotation of a GenBank genome assembly.